Molecule: messenger RNA, 2134 nt
Organism: Onychomys torridus (southern grasshopper mouse)
Lineage: Eukaryota; Metazoa; Chordata; Mammalia; Rodentia; Cricetidae
Product: circadian clock protein PASD1-like
Exons: 16
Coding region: 23-2134 (703 amino acids)
Biological process (GO): negative regulation of DNA-templated transcription; circadian regulation of gene expression; negative regulation of circadian rhythm
Cellular component (GO): CLOCK-BMAL transcription complex
Molecular function (GO): DNA-binding transcription factor activity, RNA polymerase II-specific
Source: RefSeq, a predicted model, not a curated record
UCCACCUGUACCUGACUGAACAAUGAGGCAAACUCGGCAACAAUUAUUGAAGAGGCAGAGGCAAAUAUAUGAGGAUCUUCGCAAUUUGCAGAAAAAACUUGAGAAAAUAAUGGAUAAGCUUGGAAAUGGACCCUUUAGGCAGAGAUUCCAAGCACCAACUGCAAGGCGUCAGGCAACUGUUGCCUCUGACUCUACAUCUUCACCUUGUGAUCUAAGAGGAGUGUUAAAUAUGAGAAAAAACUUUGGCAAAAAUCAAGUUCCUGUCUUCAAUUCCUAUGAAGAAUUUCAUAAGACAGUUCUUCAGUCAUUUGAAAGCAUUUCAAUUGUACUGAACAUAGAUGGAAAAAUUGUUUUUAUAUCACAGAAUGUCUCACCUCUUCUUGGCCAUCGACCAGAAGAUAUUGUGGGGAAGACAUUAUUAAAUAUUCUUCUUGAUGAGGAAAAAGAAGAAAUAUCUCAGAAGGUCGUUCUUAAUAUUCCUUUGGCAAUGCCAGUUGGCAGCCUUAUUGAAUUUUGCUGCUAUGUAAGAAAAGGACAUGCCGGCCGGGAAGCUCAGGAUACAUAUGAUUACAGAGACAUAUACGAAGUCAGGGAUACUUAUGAGUAUGUAAAAUUCAUCUUGUACCUGCAGGAUUCUUAUGAUGAGUCAUUUGUAUAUUUUGGAAACUAUGGUCCAAAUAGCAGAAAAAUUCAGUCAUCAACUCCAACGCAGUUAUGGGAUCAACAGUACUAUCUUGUGGGAACCAUUUCAGUUCUUUCUACAAAGGCUGAAUCAGAACAUCCGGUUGAAAUUCCACCCACUGUUACAGUUAUUGAAUCAGAUGAUGACACUGAUAUACAGCACAGCAGGCUUCGAAAACGACGCAAGAGGAAGAGAAUUCAAAGAAAUCGCAAGGCUAAAUACUUGAAAACAAAACAUCCUGUAUCAGUUAACGAAGUUGAGAUUAUUGAUAUAAAACCAGCCACUCGACAAAUUCCAUUUGACUUAGUUCAGAUCAGGCCACCGUCUCAGUCAAGUACAUGCACAAUUAUAAGUCUAGAUUCAAGCAUGAGCCCGACAACAAGCAUUUCAUCCAUAGAAUUUUCAGCAGCAUCAUUUUCACCAGCUUCUGCAUUUGGACAGGGCUCUAUGAUAGAUCCAAGGUACUUACAAGAUCCUGUAGACAUAGAAUUUGAAGUAUCUCCAGAGUUCCUUGUGAAUGACAACCAGGAAGAACAGGCUUCCCCAGAACAAGGAGAACAAAGUGAUGAGAAUAUGAAGAAAACCUUGGAAGAGGCAACAGACCCUAAUCCCAAAGAGCACGUUAUUCGUGAAGUAUCUGGUCCUUCAGUUGAAGAUUCCUGUGGGAUAGUAGAAGAAAUUGAAGUUGAUAAAGGCCCUAAAAUACAAGAACCCAUCGUGGACCAAGACCAAGUUCAUCAAAAGAUAGUUGAGACAGCCACAAAGUGUCCAAGCACAGUAGUACGGCCUGUGCACCCAAAGGCGUUGGUGGAACCCAGGGUGUGCACAGAUUUACCAGACAGUGUUUUCAUUAAGCCAAGAAGACCAUGUCAAUUCCGGCGUCCACUUUUGGGGGAAAGGUUUGCCCAACUCUGUGGCCCACAGGAAAGGAAACGAGAACAAUGUGAAUAUGAGUUGGCUCAACGUAUUGAGAUGCUUCGCAAUUUACCAAACCAACGGCCCAUGGCACAGCAACAGAUGGGGCAAAGACAAGAAAAUCGUGUAUAUUGGCCACGAGAUCAGGUCGUAACUGUUACUAAUGACCUGGGACGAUUUCCCAUUAAUUCCUUUGGAAAUGAUAACUCUGCAUAUCCCCGAAAUGAGACACAGAGAUUCUGUGAUGAUAAUGCCAACCAUACUUCUCCACUGCUGCAUUGCCCAUUGGCAAGGUCACGUCAAACAACACCAAUGCCACGUCACCCAGUAACAGAGACAUAUCAAAGUCUGGCAGGAACCAAUCACCCAUCAGCAGCAGUGUCAAGUCACCCAUCUGCAAGUUCACGACACCCAUUAGCAAGGUCACAUCUUGCCUCUUCUAACCCCCAAAGAGAGAAUGGGCCACAUGUGAUUCCCCGUGGUCAAGAAAAUUCUGGUUAUGUUCAGGCUGAAUAUAACAUCAAUCCACAUCCAUGA